This is a messenger RNA of Acaulospora morrowiae, 414 nucleotides long. NCBI's taxonomy places the organism in Eukaryota, Fungi, Glomeromycota, Glomeromycetes, Diversisporales, Acaulosporaceae. The record is from the annotation of a GenBank genome assembly.
AUGGAAACCAAAGAACAUGAAUCUUUCAAAGAAUCGGACUCUGAUGAUAGUGAGAACGAGCUAGAUGUAAGGAAAAAUAAACAUCGGCUAAAGCCCGUAGAUAUUCAAAGACAGCAACUAGAACGUUUGUUGCAAAGAGUUGAGAAACCCGUGAACAUACCGGAAAUAACGGACAAACCGAAGUUAAAGGCACCGAAGGAUAUUGUUAGAAAUGUUCAAGGCUCAAGCGCGGGUGCUGGCAGCGGCGAAUUUCACGUGUAUAGGGCACAUCGUCGAAGGGAAUACACACGACUAAAGAUCAUGGAAGAAGAAGCGAAGAAGAGUCAGGAGACCAAACCGAAUAAGUCGAGUUUUAAGAUUAGAACAGCAUUAAAUAACAGACUAUUUUAUUUAUUAAACAAUGGCGACCAGUGA